Molecule: messenger RNA, 1139 nt
Organism: Anoplopoma fimbria (sablefish)
Lineage: Eukaryota; Metazoa; Chordata; Actinopteri; Perciformes; Anoplopomatidae
Product: V-set and immunoglobulin domain-containing protein 1-like
Biological process (GO): maintenance of gastrointestinal epithelium; epithelial cell morphogenesis
Cellular component (GO): plasma membrane
Source: RefSeq, a predicted model, not a curated record
GUUGCCAUCCGCUUUCAGGUGUAUUACUACCAGGCAGGCAAGGAUGUCAUCCCAAGUACUUAUGGAGGCAGGAUUCAGCCUCCGUAUUCUCCUGGCACGACAAAAAACGCCUCAAUAACAAUAAGCAACAUGCAACCAUCAGAUUCCGGAGUCUACACUUGUCAGGUUCACAACUUGCCUGAUGUGGACGGACAGUCUGAGGUCAAUAUCAUUGUGAAUGUUCUCGAGAGGCCCCAGUGCUCUUAUUGCUCCGUCACGGUGAUGUGGAGUCCGGGUCACCUGGUCACUCUGACCUGCCACAGUGAGCGUGGGAGCCCGAGCCCGAAAUACGCUUGGACCAAACUGGAUCAGACUAAGACAAGGAGGCCUGUCCUGGGGAAGAGGUCGUGUGUGUCAACUGAAGCAGGAAUCCUGGAAAUAAGAAACAUAUCCCAGUUUGAGUUUGGGGAGUACCAGUGCAACGCUACAAAUGCGGUGGGAUUUUCAACAUGCACUAUUGACCUGAGUCAUGAAGUGGGAGAUGGAGUGAUUGCUGGUGCAGUGAUCGGCGCGUUGCUCGGGUGUGUCCUGAUCAUUCUGGUUGUGUGGUUCAUUGCUCACACUCUGAAGAAACACAGAUACAACAAGGUCAAAGAAUCAGAGGCCAAUGAGAUGAAGAGGAGCGCUCCUCAGGCCCGGGAAACCUCAGAUAGGGUUACCGUGGCAACCCCAGCCAGCAACCUCCAUGCCGAGGGAGAUGAGCCACAAGCCUAAAAAAAGCCUGUUGAAAACGUCACUCUUCAGAAACAGGGAGUCCAGGAUGUUCAGUCUUUAACAUACGUCAUUCUCAAAUUUAAUCAAUAUGACGAAGCUCACGUUCGUGUUUGAACUUGCAUAUUGUUACAUGUUUUCUGAAUCAUGGAGUCAUAUGCUCACCAUUAAUUCAAUCUUUAACAUAUCUUUUGUGUGUUUUUUUACUUAAAAUGUGCUUUUGUAGUUCUAUUGUUUGUUUUACCAUUUCAUAGUUAGAGUGCCAAUCAAAACAUGUUAAAGAGCCCUACAUUAGUCAUUCAAGCUACAUAAUAUUAGAACAAAUACAUUAAUUGUAUGAAAUAGGACAUUAAAAAUGAAACUAGAGGGUGGAAUCUGCAUUAUGCAAA